This is a messenger RNA of Paraphaeosphaeria sporulosa, 1713 nucleotides long. RefSeq names its product siderophore iron transporter. The record is from RefSeq and is a predicted model, not a curated record. NCBI's taxonomy places the organism in Eukaryota, Fungi, Ascomycota, Dothideomycetes, Pleosporales, Didymosphaeriaceae. Gene Ontology annotation, biological process: transmembrane transport. Gene Ontology annotation, molecular function: transmembrane transporter activity. The transcript is spliced from 6 exons. Bases 1 to 1713 code for a protein of 570 amino acids. Gene Ontology annotation, cellular component: membrane.
AUGCACAUUGAGAAUGUGUCUCAAGACUCAACGCACGACAGUGUUGCUGCGGAAGCGAGGGGCGGCGACCUGAGCGAGCUUCCUUCGAACUACUAUUGGAACUGGAGGUUCAUCGGAUCGUUGAUCGCUGUAGUUUUCAUGGCCCAGGGACUCUAUCUAGGUUACGUACUGCCCGCAAACACAAUUACCAUCAUCAAUGCCGACCUGGGACCAGAUCCUAACUACGCGCUCAUACCUGUCGUCAAGACACUCUGUGGUGGUGUGGGGCUCAUCAUGGUCGGACGUCUCAGCGACAUCUUCGGCCGACGAUGGUUCAUGAUCGGAGGAGGGGUUCUAGGCAUAAUCGGAUCCUUGAUAAACGCAACUGCAAAGGACAUCAACACCAUUCUCGGAGGCACCGUUUUCAUUGGGCUCGCAGGCGCCGUUCAAGUGUCUUUCAGUUUCGUCUUGAUGGAGCUUGUUGCCAACAAGCACAGAGCUGUGCUUACAGGUUUUUUGUUCCUGACGACCUGCCCACUCGCCGCGUUUGGUCCACUCAUUGCUCGUGCGCUUGCUGCAUACACCGCACUUGGCUGGCGCUGGAACUACUACCUCAACCUCAUUACAAACGUUCUAUCUGUCCUCCUCUUCUACGUGUGCUACCACCCUCCGAGCCACAGACAGCUACAUGAAGGAAGAAGUAUGCGACAAGACCUCAAAGACCUUGAUUGGGGAGGCAUUGUCUUGUACUCUGGUGGACUGACAAGCUUCAUCCUUGCGCUCUCAUGGGGCGGUGGACUGUAUCCCUGGGCUUCCUAUCACGUUUUGGUUCCCCUCAUUUUGGGUUUCUUCAUUCUGGUCGCUUUCGCACUAUAUGCAGAGAUCUAUAUGCCGUUGAAGUACCCAUUGAUUCCCAUGAAUCUGUUCCUGAAUGGACCAUUUAUGGCAUUAGUGGGCGUCGCAUCUGUAGCAAGCAUGUUUUACUACAGCUUGACAGUCAUCUGGCCUCAGAUGGUCACGGCGCUGUACGAAUCGGAUUCCAUCAUGAUUGGUUUGGUUUCAGGUACUCUAGGUGGUUCCAUCGCAUUCGGACAGGUCUUCGGCGGCGGCUCCAUCAAGCUCGGUUGGGGUCACUGGCAACUUCGUGCCUCUUCUCUUGCGAUGUGCGGCUUCAUUGGCGCUAUGGCAGCGACCGAUGCCUCUACGCGCGGCUUAGCUAUAACAAUGUGCGCUCUCGGAGCUUUCGCAGUCGGUAUUGUAGAAGUUGUUGGUAUCGUCGCCGUGCCCUUCACCGUUGCACCUGAGGACCUGGGCCUCGCUAGUGGUCUUCUCGGCUCAGUACGCUCUACUCUAGGCUCGGUAGCCACGGCCAUAUUUUCCAGUAUCCUUACCACACGCAAAGCUAAAGAAAUCCCGCCACGACUCACGUCCCUCGCGGCCGAAGAUAACCUCGCGCCUGCGUCUGUUAGAGCAUUGAUCAAAGCUGGGCUUUCGGGUGCUGCCGCGACGGUCGCAAAGAUCCCGGGAAUCAGGUCCGAGAGACUACCAGCGUACAUGAUUGCCAUUCGCGAUGGUAAUGUCAAAAGCUAUCAUAUGGUGUUCUACUCUAGUCUUGCUUUUGGGGGCAUCGCAGUAGUCUGCGCCUUCUGCUGCAAAGAGUUCAACAGCCAUUUCACGGAUCGCGUUGACCGCAAGCUGCAACACCCUAAGAGGCAGACCGAGAAGGAGGUUUGA